CCAAAUGCUUGUGUCUUGUGUUUGUGGGUUCGCUAGAGUGAAGGCAGCUUGUUGUUUGUUAUACCAUUUGUGUUUUAAUCCAAUUCCUGUGUCUCUAUUCGCACGCUCGAAUUUAACAUGGAUGUUGCUGAUGCACAUGUAGGACAGCUUCGUGUCCGCGAUGAAGUGGGAGUUCGGUGCCAAAAAUUGUUCCUGGAUUUCCUCGAAGAGUUUAAGGAGGAUGGUGAAAUCAAGUACUUGAAAACGGUGGAGAAUCUUGUCAAUCCGGACAGAUCGACACUGGAGGUCAGUUUUGAGGAUGUGGAAAAUUACAACCAAACAUUGGCCACCGCCAUCAUCGAGGAGUACUAUCGAAUUUUUCCGUAUUUGUGUCAAUCGGUGUCGAACUUCGUUCGCGACAGAACCAGCUUGAAAAAAUCCAAAGAAUGUUACGUAUCGUUUGUGGACGUACCGACGCGCCACAAGGUUCGCGAAUUAAGUACGUCGAAGAUAGGAACGCUGAUCCGCAUUUCGGGACAGGUGGUACGCACGCAUCCAGUGCAUCCUGAGCUGGUGUUGGGAACAUUCGUCUGCCUUGAUUGUCAGACGGAAAUCCGAGACGUCGAGCAACAGUUUAAGUUUACAAAUCCGACCAUCUGCCGGAAUCCAGUUUGCGCUAAUCGCCGACGCUUCAUGUUGGAGGUGGAUAAAUCGUUGUUUAUUGACUUCCAAAAGGUGCGCAUUCAAGAGACGCAAGCGGAACUUCCGCGCGGAUGCAUCCCUCGUUCGGUUGAGGUGAUUUUGCGUGCGGAAAUGGUAGAAACAGUACAGGCGGGAGAUCGAUAUGAUUUCACUGGUACGCUGAUUGUGAUUCCGGAUGUUGGAGCUCUGCAGUUGCCGGGUGCAAAGGCAGAAAUAGGAUCCCGCCACAAGCAGGGCGACAAUGCUGCCGAAGGAGUGCGUGGACUGAAAGCACUGGGUAUGCGAGAUCUCAACUACAAGAUGGCUUUUCUAGCCUGUUCAGUGCAGGUGACAUCGUCUCGAUUCGGUGGCACCGAUAUGCCAAUGAGUGAAGUAACAUCGCAAAUCAUGAAGGACCAAAUGACGCCAGCUGAAUGGAACAAAGUGUACGAAAUGUCGCGCGAUCCUCGACUGUACCAGAACUUGAUCAACAGUCUUUUCCCAUCGAUUUACGGCAACGACGAGGUAAAGCGUGGGAUUUUGUUGAUGUUAUUCGGUGGAGUAGCUAAAACUACGCAAGAAAAAACUACUCUUCGUGGCGACAUCAACGUUUGCAUUGUGGGCGAUCCUAGUACGGCCAAGUCUCAAUUUUUGAAACAAGUUUCGGACUUUUCUCCUCGUGCAGUGUACACAUCGGGAAAAGCUUCGUCUGCUGCCGGUCUGACGGCGGCCGUAGUAAGAGAUGAGGAAAGCUUCGACUUUGUAAUCGAAGCUGGAGCGCUUAUGCUGGCCGACAAUGGCAUUUGUUGUAUUGACGAGUUUGACAAGAUGGAUCCACAUGAUCAAGUCGCGAUUCACGAAGCAAUGGAGCAGCAGACAAUCUCUAUUGCUAAAGCAGGCGUCAGGGCUACAUUGAAUGCGCGUACAUCCAUCUUAGCCGCUGCCAACCCGAUUGGUGGCAGGUACGACCGGUCGAAAUCGCUGCAGCAAAACAUUCAACUGACUGCUCCGAUUAUGUCGCGUUUUGAUCUGUUCUUCAUUUUGGUAGACGAAUGCAAUGAGGUGGUAGAUUAUGCGAUCGCAAGAAAGAUUGUGGAUCUGCAUUCGCAUAUAGAACACUCGUUGGAUCAGGUGUACUCGCGUGAGGACGUUCUGCGUUACAUCAUGUUUGCCCGUCAAUUUAAACCAGUUAUUCAGCCAGAGGCAAUGGCACUGUUGGUCGAGAAUUAUGGCCAUUUGCGGCAGCGAGAUACCGGCACGACUGGCAAAAGCACUUGGCGAAUCACUGUUCGUCAGCUUGAAAGUAUGAUUCGACUCAGCGAAGCAAUGGCCAAAAUGGAAUGCAGUGAAGAGGUAACUGAACGGCACGUAAAGGAAGCGUAUCGGCUAUUGAACAAAUCGAUCAUUCGAGUUGAGCAACCGGACAUUCAUCUGGAUGAAGAGGAAGGCGAGGAAAAUGAGAACGUAAUGGACAUCGGUGAGGAAACGCCAGAAGAUACUCCCAGAACGAACGAAACCGAAGAAAACGAUCAGGAUACGCCGGCAGUAGCCAAGAAGAAGCUGACCCUUUCCUUCGAAGAAUAUAAAAAUCUCUCCAACAUGCUGGUCAUUCACAUGCGCAACGAAGAAAGCCGCAUGGAGUCGGAAGAGCUUGACCGGGAAGGAAUUAGUAAGACCGAAUUGAUCAACUGGUACCUUAGUCAGGUUGAGGAUCAAUUGGAAUCGGUUGAAGAGUUGAUGGAGAGAAAGGUUUUGAUUGAGAAGGUGAUCGAUCGACUAAUUUAUCACGAUCAAGUAAUCAUACCUCUAAAGCAGGCGAAACUGGGCGAAGCGGACCAAGACGAUGCUGGGGAUCAGGAUGUAUUGUUAGUGGUUCACCCUAAUUACAUUGUUGAAAGUUAAUUAACUAAGCGAUCGUUUUUCAGAACAUAAUUGCGUUCACAUUUUCAGCUUAGAUUAAGUGGUUUUGUAUUCCAUUUGUGCGUAUCUCUUUUUAAUAAAUUGAACAUUAAACUUAUUGAUAAUUUAUAA
This is a messenger RNA of Anopheles coluzzii, 2691 nucleotides long. It is a transcript of the gene Mcm6, whose product is annotated as DNA replication licensing factor Mcm6. Gene Ontology annotation, biological process: DNA replication initiation; double-strand break repair via break-induced replication; mitotic DNA replication. Lineage: Eukaryota; Metazoa; Arthropoda; Insecta; Diptera; Culicidae. Gene Ontology annotation, molecular function: single-stranded DNA binding; ATP binding; single-stranded 3'-5' DNA helicase activity. The record is from RefSeq and is a predicted model, not a curated record. Bases 118 to 2562 code for a protein of 814 amino acids. Gene Ontology annotation, cellular component: nucleus; MCM complex. The transcript is spliced from 4 exons.